Cajanus cajan (pigeon pea) is the source of this 668-nucleotide messenger RNA. RefSeq names its product NADH-ubiquinone oxidoreductase. Gene Ontology annotation, cellular component: respiratory chain complex I. The record is from RefSeq and is a predicted model, not a curated record. Lineage: Eukaryota; Viridiplantae; Streptophyta; Magnoliopsida; Fabales; Fabaceae.
AGCGACAGAGAGUGUAAGUGUGUUGUUUGUUGAGGUUGUAGAGCGUGUUGAAGCAGUGAGAGAGAAAAAGAGAGUAGAAAUCGGAAAGAUGAACACAGACAUAACCGCAUCGACGAAACCAGAGUACCCUGUCAUUGAUCGUAACCCUCCUUUCACCAAAGUCGUCGGAAACUUCAACACCCUCGACUAUCUCCGAUUCGUCACCAUCACCGGCGUUUCCGUCACCGUCGGCUACCUCUCCGGGAUUAAGCCCGGAAUUAGGGGUCCUUCGAUGGUGACAGGGGGUCUCAUUGGAGUCAUGGGUGGCUUCAUGUACGCUUACCAGAACUCCGCUGGGAGACUCAUGGGUUUCUUCCCCAACGACGAUGAGGUAGCUCGCUACAACAAAAAAUAAUCUUUUUUUUUUUUUUUUUUUCCUUUCUCGUUAAAAAAACCCCUCUUUUGUAGUAGACGUGUUUGAUCUUGAUUCUUGAAUAAUCACAUUUCGCUUCAGCUUUUGUUUGUAACGACUUUACUUCAUAAUCCUUAUAAAGGAAUGAUAGACCUUGUAAGUCUUGGAUUUCUAUAAUUUCGCUUGUGUUAUGUGGAGGCAAGGCCAAUGUAAUGUCAUAUUGGAGAGACUCCAUGUGAGUCAAUUUGUCAUGCAAGUUUCUGGAUUUUUGGUGUUU